CAGAUAGUUUUAUCACUGAGGUUACGUCAUUAAGCUAAUAAUUUACGUCCUACCGUGAUCAAUUUCGAUCGAAUUUCAUCGGGAAAUAAAAAUGGUCCGCGCGUGGUAUAUGGACAACAGCGAUGCUGAUCAAAGAUUAGAGCAUCAUCGAAAUCCACCGAAAUAUAUUUCCCUUGGAGACUUGUUCAAAGAAACAGGUGUCGAAUAUUUCCAGGUUGAUUACAACGAUUACAAAAAUGAUAAUACAUUAAUUAAAUUGCGAAAGACACGUGGUUACACGUACGAGGACGAAAUAACAUGCUCGAAGGAAUGCCUUCCGAACUACGAGGAGAAAUUGAAAAAUUUCUUCACCGAACACCUUCAUACCGACGAGGAAAUAAGAUUAGUAUUGGAUGGGUCAGGAUAUUUUGACGUUAGAGACAAGGAUGAUCAGUGGAUCCGUAUCGAAGUUAAGGCUGGAGACCUGAUCAUUAUUCCCAGUGGAAUAUAUCAUAGAUUCACUUUGGACGUUAAUAAUUAUGUAAAAGCAAAACGCUAUUUUGUGGGAGAGCCUGUCUGGUUGCCUUACAAUAGACCAGCUGAUAAUAUGGAGUGUCGUAAAAAUUAUUUAAACCGCUUGGGCAAUGGUUUUCAAGUCGAAGCUGUUUAAACAUGUAUACUAUGAACGUAUGUAAUCGCUUAUAAAUUUAGAGAUUAUUGUGCGUCACUCUAUACUGAAAUUUAUGUAUGCAUGAUUUAUAUCUACAUUCCACAGUACUGUUUUUAAGAACGUGGAACAGUAGUUUGUUAAGAAGAUUGUUACUGAGAUUUAUAUUUUAUAUAUUCCUAUUUUUCAUAUAUCUAUUUAGCAGGUAUGUAAUUGUAAUAAUAAAAUUGAA
Ceratina calcarata is the source of this 878-nucleotide messenger RNA. It is a transcript of the gene Adi1, whose product is annotated as acireductone dioxygenase 1. Gene Ontology annotation, molecular function: acireductone dioxygenase [iron(II)-requiring] activity. The transcript is spliced from 4 exons. The coding region runs from base 92 to 649 and encodes 185 amino acids. Lineage: Eukaryota; Metazoa; Arthropoda; Insecta; Hymenoptera; Apidae. The record is from RefSeq and is a predicted model, not a curated record.